AACGUGAUGCUGAUGCUACAGUUACAGACACAGCCCCCGCUGGCGCAGCCUCUCUGAUUCUCUCUCCCUCUCCGCGUCCAGCGCUGGGCUUUUUCAGACAAGUGCAUCUGCUAACCAGGUCACAUUUCAGCCACGACCCACCCUCCGUCAGUCACUGGAGUCAGACGGCAGGAGGAGGGCUGAGGAGGACCGCAGCGCUUCGCCAGCGGCGCGGUGGAAGGAAGGACAUCAAAUCCUGCUCAAGUCCAGACCCCCCCAGAUCCAAGCCCAGACCACGAUGCGCGCUCCGGGCUCCGGGCGGCUGGCUCUGCCGCUGCUGCUCCUCGCCGCGGUCGCCUUGGCUGAAGGCGACGCCAAGGGGUUCAAGGAGGGCGAGACCCCCGGCAAUUUCAUGGAGGACGAGCAAUGGCUGUCGUCCAUCUCGCAGUACAGCGGCAAGAUUAAGCACUGGAACCGCUUCCGAGACGAGGUAGAAGAUGAUUACAUCAAGAGCUGGGAGGACAACCAGCAAGGAGAUGAAGCUCUGGACACCACCAAGGACCCCUGCCAGAAAGUGAAGUGCAGUCGCCACAAGGUGUGUGUCGCUCAAGGCUACCAGCGUGCCAUGUGUAUCAGCCGCAAGAAGCUGGAGCACAGGAUCAAGCAGCCUUCUCUGAAAUUCCACGGAGGCAAAGACUCCAUUUGCAAGCCCUGUCACAUGGCCCAGCUAGCUUCAGUCUGUGGCUCCGAUGGCCACACCUACAGUUCAGUGUGUAAGUUGGAACAGCAGGCGUGCCUGAGCAACAAGCAGCUGGCGGUGAGAUGUGAGGGCCCCUGUCCCUGUCCCACGGAGCAGUCUACCACGUCUACCACCGACGGCAAGUCAGAGACCUGCACAGGGCAGGACCUAGCCGACCUGGGGGAUAGGCUCCGUGACUGGUUCCAGCUCCUUCGUGAGAACUCCAAGCAAAACGGUUCAGCCGGCAGUGCAGCUAGCCCUGCAGGGUUGGACAAGAGCCUGGGGGCCAGUUGCAAGGACUCCAUCGGUUGGAUGUUCUCUAAGCUGGACACCAGUGGAGACCUCUUCCUGGACCAGACAGAACUGGCUGCCAUCAACCUGGACAAAUACGAGGUCUGCAUCCGCCCCUUCUUCAACUCCUGUGAUACCUACAAAGAUGGCCGCGUUUCUACUGCUGAGUGGUGCUUCUGUUUCUGGAGGGAGAAACCCCCCUGUCUGGCAGAGCUGGAGCGCACACAGAUCCAGGAGGCAGCCAAGAAGAAACCAGGUGCCUUCAUCCCGAGCUGUGAUGAGGAUGGUUACUACCGGAAGAUGCAGUGUGACCAGAGCAGCGGUGACUGCUGGUGCGUGGACCAGUUGGGUCUGGAGCUGACCGGCACACGCAUGCGUGGGAACCCUGACUGUGAUGACAUCGUGGGUUUCUCCGGGGACUUUGGAAGCGGUGUCGGCUGGGAGGACGAGGAGGAGAAGGAGACAGAAGAGGCAGGCGAGGAGGCUGAGGAGGAGGAGGGUGAGGCGGGUGAGGCAGAUGACGGAGGCUACAUCUGGUAGAUGGCCCUCGACGGCCUCGGCAGGCCAGGGUGCCGAUGGCCAGAAAGACGGGCCAGAAGAGACCUGGACAACAGCAGGCAACUUAGCAAAUGGAUCCGGAAGUCAGUGCGAAGGACCCUGGCUUCAGUGGGGAGGACUGGAGUGGCUUGCGUGACUGGGGUGCGCGUGCGUGUGCCUGUGCGUUCGUGUGUGCAUGUGUGUGCCAUGUGAGUCACCCAAAGGUCCCUAUGUUAUUGAUUUUCAAAUGCACACUUUCACACACAUGGAUGCACUAACAGACCAAAAUCAAUGAGACAAGAUGCUCCUCAUCCUGUCCCUCAGCCCCCAGCACCUGAAAUUCCUGCCCUGCCCAAUCAAACCAACCCCCUCCUGCCUUUCUUCCUUCCUCUUCUGAGGCCAGAGAGAGGAAGGGCAGGAAGCCGAAAGCUGAGCAUCGUCCUCAAAUCGGGCUGAUUUGAUAUGAAAGCCCCACCAUGGUCUUGGGCUGAUGAAGGCAGGACCUGUACACACAACAAGGCUUACCCUUCUGCUGACAUCCCAAGGGCUAGUCGCAGGUAUGUCCAGCUGUGGCCCUGGGCUGCUCAGUUAAGGAUAGCUGUCUGUGUGGCCCAACACAAAACAGUGAACUUACUUAAAACAUAGGGGGGUUUUGUUACUGAUUUUGUUUUGUUUUUUGGAUAAUUGGAUUGAGGAGUUCCUGAGUGUGGACUUUGUAGAUUGAAGAUGCUCUGUUACAAUGUCAAAAGGUUGGACACAUCUGGUAGAUUAUCUCCAGAGAUAGCCCAGCAGGACAGGCAGAGACCGUGAGGCAAAGGAGGGUAGGUCCUUUGAUACCAGAUCUCAGAUUGACCCAGUCAGCACCUGUUGCCUCAUGGCUCUAGGCUGUUUCUUGGCAAAUGGGUUCUGUCAUCAUUCAGCUGAGCUUUGGCGCAGCCUGCUAUGAGGUGCAGCUGUGACCUCUCUUCCCUGGUGAGGGUCCCCCUUGUCCUGAGGAGCAGAGGACCAGAAAGCAGCACAUGUCUCCCCACCUCCUCCCUGACCCUUUAGGAAAUGGUCCCCUCUUGCCAGACCCUGAGAUUCUUGUGAGGAAGCACGGGAAGCUGUGACUUCCUGUGCCCAGAGAUUGUCCUGGAGGAGAGGCCCCAAACCUUAGUCCUCUCAACCAUGGCUUUCCUCUGUCUCAAGGGUCCCCAAGAUGGCCCCAGCAGAAUCAUGCCCCAGACUCAAUUUAAAGCCCUAGGCAGCUAGGCCCUGAGGCCAUGCCUCAACAUGCCCUCAUAUCCAAGCCGGGUGGGAGGGGCUUUUACCCAGAUGCCCUAUGGGGUUUUGUGUGUUAACUGCUCCCCACUUUCCCCUCUCAAAGGAAAUUCCUUAAUAUAUUUGAUGAAUAAUUUCUUACCUGAUAUCCUUUGGUACGUGUGUGCAUGCGUGCUUACGUGUGUGUGUGUGUGUGUGUGUGUGUGUGUGUGUGUGAGAGAGAGAGAGAGAGAGAGAGAGAGAGAGAGAGAGAGAGAGAGAGAAGACACUUGAGGGCCACACUGAUGGCUAGGGAGAGUGAGGGCAGCCCCCUGUGUGGUGGAAGGCUGGGCAGCUACUGGGGUCCUUGUGCUGAGACUUGCAGGACAAAGCCCCAGUCUGGCUCUCCGCAGCCUCUGGGGUACUGGCUGGUUACAUCCACUGAGCACUGAGUAUCCGUUGGACUUUAGGGAAGAGCUUCCCCCUUCCCAUUCCUUUCUGCCACCCUGGAAUGGCCACCUUCCUUGUCAUCUCCUGGGGGAAAUAUGGAAAUACCACUAAGCUCCAUAAAGUGCUUCUCAUUUCACGACACAGUUCUGACUCUCCGGGUGACUGUCACCUGAUCCCAUCCUCUUCCUCCUCCCUCCCUGCCUUCCUCAGGCCUCUGCAAUCAUCCUCUGGUUCCUGGCUCAGUCACAUCAGCCCUCUGCAUUCUAGAAACACCCAUUCCUCCUCCUCCCCCUCCUCCAGCUGGAGUUACUUGAAACUUCCUGCUCUCGCUAGCAUGGAGUCUAAUUCUUCCUCUGCCCUAGCUGGAGUUCCAGAACAUCCCCAGGGUAGCUGUUAAAGAUUUUAGGCUCUCUCUGGGGUGUGGAGGGGGUGGUGUAGAGGAAGAAGCAUCCCCUUCUUUCAUCCUGCCCCGCUGGGGAGCUGUGCUCUGUGUGUCCCUGGAUCUUCUGGUUUUUGUAUCUGACUUUGUAAAUAUGUUUUAGGAAGAAAGCAGAAGGUGUUGAACAGGCCUCAGGGGUCCAGAAGUUUGUCCCUCUCUCAAGCGCCCCCCCCCAUACUGCCCUUCACCCCCACCGAGAGUCCCACAAAGGUAGGCAGAGCAGCUGUUCCUGUUGGGGUGGAACGUCCCCACGUAGCUUCUAGUUAAGCAAGCUUCAGGUUUCUGCAGGAGCGAGGUCACAGGUCAGAUUAUUGUCAGUCCUGAAGCCUCAUCCUUGAAUAAACUGCCUGUCCAGUUCAGUUCCUCCAUGCUCCUGCCGGCUCCCGUUCCCUUGCUGUGGACAGGAGAGUUAGGUCUGUGUUGGAAAGAGUACAAUCAAAUUACUGCAGCAGCAACACAUCUUGCCAGGCCCUGGAGCUGCCCUACUAAGAGCCUCCUUAGCCCCUGAGUGCUGAGAGGGAUGGUGUAUGUUGGAACAGUUUGAGGUUGGAGGGAGUAAAUGUGCCUUGAGAGACCACUUGGAGGUCCCAGGAAGAGCAGGGAUGGGGCUUAGCCUGAGAGCUCUGGCAGGGAGCAAAGUUGGUGAGAGUCAUGGGACAUCUUGACUCCCCCCACCCCCAGUGUUCCACAGGAGUCGUGACCACAUGUGAUGGGUGGGCACAGGUCUGCCCUUACUCCAACCCCCUCCCCUGGUUUCGGUUGGUACCCAUUUGGCCAUUCUUGAGCUUUUAUCUGCUUUCGGCUUCAUCACUAAGUGGAUAGGUGGGGUCUUUUGAUAUCGGCUCUCCAAAGCCGGAACCCACAGCCCUUGUGGAGAACCAGGAGCCAAUCUUUGACACCUAAGCCCUCCUGCCUGCAGCUGUCCCAGGGAAGGACCUGAGGGGUGCGAAAGGAGAUUCAAGACAUCCGUUCCAAGUCAGGCAGAGCAACCCGCUUCUCAGCCCGUGUCCCUCUUAAACUGUCCAAUGUGUAAUCACUGAGCUUAGAGUUAAACAUUGUGGUCAAGUGCUUGGGUUCCGUCUGUAGAUUUCAGUGCUGACGUUGUAUCUCUCAGUAAUUUUAGAUGUCUUUAAAAAAAAAAAAAACUGAACAAGUGUUAGACCCGUGUGUGCGUUGGUGGGCACUCAAGCAUCCCAUGGGUGACCCCAUUCUCUCCCCGUCCUCUGCGCCCCGCCUCCUCCUGCCCCGCCCCUUCCUCUGCACCACGCCCCUCCUGCCCUGACCAUCCCCACCUGCUUCCACCCGGGGCCCCUCACCUUGCUGUGGUCUUUAUCUGCCUAUUACUCAGCCUAAGGAAACAAGUUCACUCUACACACGCAUAAAGGAAAGCAAAUGUUAUUUUUAAGAAAAUGGAAAAUAAAAACUUUAUAAACACCACUUG
Arvicanthis niloticus (Nile rat) is the source of this 5115-nucleotide messenger RNA. It is a transcript of the gene Spock2, whose product is annotated as SPARC (osteonectin), cwcv and kazal like domains proteoglycan 2. Gene Ontology annotation, biological process: anatomical structure development. Lineage: Eukaryota; Metazoa; Chordata; Mammalia; Rodentia; Muridae. Gene Ontology annotation, molecular function: collagen binding; calcium ion binding; extracellular matrix binding. The record is from RefSeq and is a predicted model, not a curated record.